AUGAUGGAUCCUGGAUAUUCAGUAGACGAUGUCGCCCCGAUUGCCAUUCUUAUGGAUGAGCUACGCUCAGAAGAUGUCCAACUCAGAUUGAACGCCAUCCACAGCAUCCCCACCAUUGCCCUCGCCCUUGGUCCUGAUCGUGCAAGGGAAGAGCUUAUUCCAUUCCUCCGAGAAUCGGUGGACGAUGAGGAUGAAGUACUCUUGGCUCUGGCUGAAGAGCUGGGGAAAAACUUUGAAGAAUAUGUUGGAGGCAACGCACACGCGCAUGUUAUACUGGGACCAUUAGAGAAUCUAUCAGCAGUGGAAGAGACGUUGGUUCGCGAUAAGGCAGCGGAAUCCAUUACGAAGGUUGCCGCCGUUCUGUCCAGUUCUCAAGUAGAAGAAUACUACAUACCGCUUCUCAGGCGACUUUCUCGCGGGACGUGGUUUACGUCGCGAACAUCAUCAGCGGCCCUCUUCGCCGCCGCAUACCCCAAAGUUUCACCCGCCAUCCAAGAAGAAUUACGAAAAGGCUUCACGAUUUUGGGAUCUGAUGAUACACCGAUGGUCAGAAGAGCUGCAGCCAAGUGGCUGGGUUCAUUCAUCAAAACUCUGUCGAAAGAACAUGUGCUGUCUGAUGGUCUGCCGAUAUACCGAAGACUGCAGAUGGAUGACCAGGAUUCCGUGCGCCUGUUGACUGUGGAAGACCUGAUCGUGAUCGCUCAGCAACUUACACCGGCCGAAGUGGAGGAACAGCUCUUGCAGCAGAUUCGGCUGAGCAUCGGUGACAAGAGCUGGAGAGUACGAUACAUGGCCGCAAGUCACUUUAACGAGCUCGCAGAAGCUGUUGGUGCUAACCUUGUUCGCACCGAGCUCAUCAACCAAUUCGUCCAACUCUUGAAAGACAAUGAAGCAGAGGUUAGAACGGCAGCGGCUGGUCAAAUACCUGGGUUCUCCAAGCUUCUUGAUAAGGAAGUGAUUCUCGCCAGGAUAGUUCCUUGCGUACAAGCCUUGUCAGAAGACACCUCGCAACAUGUCCGUGCCGCACUGGCUAACCAGAUCAGUGGUUUGGCCCCGCUCCUUGGAAAGGAAGCUACCAUCGAGCAUCUUCUCCCUCGUUUCCUUCAUCUCCUUAAGGACGAAUUCCCGGAAGUUCGACUUAAUAUUAUCAGCAAGCUCGAAACGGUCAAUACCGUUAUUGGGAUACAAUUGUUGGCUGAGAGCCUUUUGCCUGCAAUCGUGGAAUUGGCGGAGGACAAAUCGUGGCGGGUUAGGCAAGCCAUCAUCGAGUAUAUCCCUCUGUUAGCGACACAGUUGGGCCGACCAUUCUUUGAUGAACAGCUGGGCAAUUUGUGCAUGUCAUGGUUAGGUGAUACAGUCUACAGCAUCAGGGAAUCUGCUACCAUAAACCUCAAAAAGCUGACCGAGGUCUUCGGUGUCGAAUGGGCGAGGACAGCUAUUGUACCCAAAGUUAUGGGUAUGGGCGGGCACCCCAAUUAUUUAUUCAGAAUGACUACGGUUCAAGCGAUCACGACCGUAGCCCCUUCGCUGAAUGUUGAAGUGGUGCGCGCUGAUAUUCUAGAACCGUUGCUGCAGCUAGCAAUCGAUCCCAUCCCAAAUAUACGCUUCAAUGUUGCCAAAUGCUUGGAGGUCCUCGCAGUGGCAUACGGUGGCACGCCAGAGGGGAAGGAGAUGGUUCAGCAGCGACUUAUACCCGCACUAGAGCAAGCAAAGAAUGACCAGGAUGCCGAUGUUCGGUAUUUUGCCUCCCGUGCCCUUCAGAAGGCUGUUGAGGUGGCCUGA
This is a messenger RNA of Pleurotus ostreatus (oyster mushroom), 1782 nucleotides long. RefSeq lists its product as uncharacterized. The coding region runs from base 1 to 1782 and encodes 593 amino acids. Lineage: Eukaryota; Fungi; Basidiomycota; Agaricomycetes; Agaricales; Pleurotaceae. Gene Ontology annotation, molecular function: protein phosphatase regulator activity; protein binding. Gene Ontology annotation, cellular component: protein phosphatase type 2A complex; cytoplasm. The transcript is spliced from 8 exons. The record is from RefSeq and is a predicted model, not a curated record. Gene Ontology annotation, biological process: protein dephosphorylation.